Messenger RNA from Diospyros lotus (date-plum), 1405 nucleotides. RefSeq lists its product as uncharacterized. The record is from RefSeq and is a predicted model, not a curated record. The transcript is spliced from 11 exons. Gene Ontology annotation, biological process: negative regulation of transcription by RNA polymerase III. Gene Ontology annotation, cellular component: nucleus. Gene Ontology annotation, molecular function: RNA polymerase III core binding. NCBI's taxonomy places the organism in Eukaryota, Viridiplantae, Streptophyta, Magnoliopsida, Ericales, Ebenaceae. Bases 313 to 990 code for a protein of 225 amino acids.
AGCCGCCACCCCGCAGGAACCUUCUUUUGGAAUCCCUUCUUCUCCGCCGAUAGGUGUGGCCGAUGAACCCUGACCGAAAGGGAGCCGUAAGCCUCGGUCCCGCUAGUCCAUCGAUCGCCUCUCUGCCAUCGUCACCGUUUCCUCUCCUCCGUAAGCCGUCGUCGUUGAUCGCCACUGCAGCCACCUACCGCCUCGGCCGUCGUCUGGCGCCACACAGUCACUUGUCCGACCGUUGGUCCUCUGGCAAGAUCUUUGGAGUAGAUAGGCAUCAACCAUACUGAAUAUAUCAGUCUUCAUUUGAUAAGAGUGACCAUGAAGUACCUGGAAUACACUCCUCUUGAUCGUAUAAAUGAUUUUUUAAGUCAUUUAAGUCUUGGGGAGCGUACCAUCAAAGGAUGUCUUGAAGCUUAUUCUUGCAAACAUACGGGAACUGACAAGAAGUUGUCUCUUAGCUUGGAGCAUGAGAUCCUUGAUUAUCUCGGGAAGUCUUCUGACACUGAAUCGUCAUCACCAGCUGAAUAUUUGUGUAGCAGAUCAAGCCGAAAGACAUUGACUUACCUGGUUCUUACUCUUUAUCACAUGUAUCCCGAUUAUGAUUUCAGUGCAGUGAGAGCUCACCAGUUUUUCAUGGAGGAAAGCUGGGACAGUUUCAAGCAAAUUUUUGAUGCUUACAUGUUUGAAAUAUCAAAGGAAUGGGUUGAGGCAAAUGAAGGCAAUUCCCUACUUGAUACCUUGUACAAGGCUCUAGAUGAGGUUGUGAAGCUAGCAGAAUGUGAAAUUUACAGUUAUAAUCCUGACUCUGACGGAGAUCCAUUCCUGGAAAGAGGAGCCAUAUGGUCGUUCUCUUUCUUCUUCUAUAAUAGAAAGCUCAAGCGAGUUGUGAGCUUCCGUUUCAGCUGUUUGAGCAAUUUGGCGAACGAAAAUUUUCUCACGGAGGGAUUGUAUUACGAGGAGGAAGACGGGGAGAUAUUUGAUGACAUGGACAUUUGAGUCAGGAUCCAGAUUCAUUCCGACUGUAUAUGAUGUUAAUGUGAUGUUAAUAUCAUUUCAUCUGUAGUAGUUGUGCAACUGACGUGUGUGUGUGCCCUUGCGUUUGGUAGAGUAAGGGUUGCAAUAUCGAUCUUGUAGUUGUUAAAUGCUUCCUGUAUAAUAAUGAAGUAGUUACCUGCCCCCAAUAAUGCCUGCCAAGUGCCAAGUGCCAAGUGCCAGGCAGAGGCAGCUGUUUAGCAUUUGUAAAACUGAAAUGCAUGUUCUUCUGUACAUAUUUUUGCUGCCUGAAGCUGCUAGCUUAGGUAGACUUUAGUAGCAGUAGUAGUUGCUAGUGGUAGAAAAAUAAGUAGGAUUCUGACUGAAAGUAAAGAAUUGUACAAUUAGUGUGUUGAAUGAGAAGCUAAUUUCAUUGUCA